UUUGGCUUUCGUGAUGUCAUAGCGACGUGUGCACAAACGUUACGUCGUCACGUCACAGGAAUGGUGGACAGCCGUAGCGUACGGAGCGACAUGACAACUGUGAGAAACUUACGAGCUAAAGAGACAGUUUUACGACACCACUGAAGCCUUACACUGAUGGACAACAAAAGAAGUCAUGAUGAGAGAUAUUGAUUCAAGAGAGAGGGUUCAAGAUGACACAUGGUGUGAAGGGGCACAAAAUGAGGAAGAGGAGGACGACGAGGAGGUGAGCCCUAUUAGAUCCAGUUUCUCCGUGGAGGACCUGCUCGAUGAGGUGGAGAAGAUCAGCAGUGUUGCCAGCAGCGGCAAAAAGGUGGAGAUUGUAGUGAGACUGUGGAAAAAUGGUUUCACGUUAAACGAUGAAGAUUUACGCAGUUACACACUAGAAGAAAACCAAGAGUUCUUGGAGGCCAUUAAAAGAGGUGAGCUGCCUCUGGAGCUAGAAGGAAGAGCCGAGGAUGAAGAACUAGAAGUCAAUGUGGAGGACAUGAAAGAUGAAGUUUAUGUCCCAAAGAAAAAGACCUUUCACCCGUUUACAGGCCGAGGUUACAGACUGGGAAGCGUGGCUCCGCGAGUGGUGGCCAGGUCUCGGUCGAUACAUGAGGACUGUUCUGGUCCUCCUCUCCCAGCUGUGGAGCUGAAUGAGGACCUCCCUGUGACCUCCCUCCAGAUUUGGCUGGCAGAUGGUCAGCGUCUCGUGCAGAGGUUCAAUCUGUGCCAUCGGAUCAGUGAUGUGCAACAUUUUGUGGAGCAGGCUCAGAGAACGGACGCACCGUUCGUCCUGACUACAUCCCUGCCGUUCCGAGAGCUGAGAGAUGAGGGUCAGAGUUUGGAGGAAGCUGAUUUAGCGAAUGCUGUCAUCGUUCAGAGGCCUCUCAACACACAAGCUCCUUUUGGUCACUCCUGACUGUUCCUGCUUGCACCAGAGACUCAGAUUUAUUGGUCCCACACAUUUGAGAGACAUUUCAUAAAUCCUUCUCUCUUAAAGGAGUAGAUCACGAAAAUCAUGAAAAUGCACUCACCCUCAGGCCAUCCAAGUUUGUUUCUUCAUGGGAACAGAUUUGGAGAAAUUUAGCAUCACAUCACUUGCUCACCAAUGGAUCCUCUGCAGUGAAUGGGUGCCGUCAGAAUGAGCGUCCAAAGAGCUAAUAAAAACGUCACAAUAAUUCACAUGAAUCCAGUCUAUCAAUUAACGUCUUGUGAAGCCAAAAGCUGUGUGUUUGUAAGAAACAAAUCAAUCAUCGAGAUGUUUGUAACAUCAAAUCAUUGCAUCUGACAAAAAUGCAAGUCCUCUAUCCAUGAUAUUGCUUCCUACAGUAAAAAAGUUUGUCUUAUCUAAAUCAGGAGAGAAAUAUGCACACAUUAGGCACCGUUUAUAGGCCAAAACAAAUAUGUCAGUGGAUUUUGAUGUGAGAGGACGGAAGAGAAAAAAAAAUAUUAUGAAUGAUGGACUUGUAUUUUGUCCAGAAGCAACAGUUUAAAGUUAAAAUGUAUUAAUGAUGGAUUUGUGUUUUGCAAACAUGCUGCUUUUCGCUUCAUAAGAUGUUUAUUGAUAGAUUGGAGUGGUGUGGAUUACUGAAUUAUUAUGAUGUUUUUAUCAGCUGUUUGGACUCUCAUUCUGACGGCACCCAUUCACUGCAGAGGAUCCAUUGAGGAGCAAAUGAUGUAAUGCUAAAUUUCUCCAAAUCUGUUCCCAUGAAGAAACAAACUCAUCUACAUCCUGGAUGGCCUGAGGAUGAGUAAAUCUUUGUUCCUUUUAAACCAUAAAAACCAGUGUUUUUUGUUUUUCCAAUUUUGUCUGAUUUUGAAAACCCUUCUAAUACAUUAUAGAUGGCCACUCAACACAAAUAGAUUUAAAUGAAUAGUUCACCAAAAAAUGAAAAAUCAGACUGAAAUGGUUGUCGAGUUGACUGACUCAGUGAUCCAGUCACAGCAAGUUAACAGUUCACUGGAUUAAAAGAUAAACAGUGAAUAACAGUUUAAAUUUCAGUCAAAAUGGAAUGACACGUGGGUGAUUAAAAAUGGUAAAUGAUGACAGAGCUUUCAUAUUUGGGUGAAUUAUUCUUUUUAAUUCAUGUUCUUUCACAGUUGGAUGUGUUGGCCUUUUCUGAUGCAAUGCAGUAUGCACAAGCCAAGUCUUUAACCUUUACUAAUAUACAUGUUUACACAUAGAUCAAUGAAGAAUUCAGAUCAUGGAAGCUGCCAUGAUGCUUAAUGGAGUUGUGUUCGAUCAUGUGUGCUAGUAUGUCUUACUGUGAACCGUUAAGUUAUAAAUGUCAAAUGUUUCAUGCACUUUGCCUAAGACAGAGGCUCUGUUAUAAAGACCUCUGCUUGCAAUAAACCUACUGAAGAUAUGCUGAUUCCUUUUCUCAUUUCAAAGGGGAGUGUUUUAAAUGCUCACAGAGACUUUCUGAUCAAUAUGCUGCUUUUUGUGUGAAUGCGUUUGGAUUCAUCUUCUAUUACUUUUAAAUAUUUUAGAAGUGCAUUUGAAAAAAGAAAUCAUAUAGUUUGAUUGUCUUUUAUCAGUUUUUGUGUAGUUUAAGUUGGUCCACUAUCAAUCUGCAA
Onychostoma macrolepis is the source of this 2604-nucleotide messenger RNA. It is a transcript of the gene ubxn2a, whose product is annotated as UBX domain protein 2A. Gene Ontology annotation, molecular function: ubiquitin binding. Bases 176 to 946 code for a protein of 256 amino acids. Gene Ontology annotation, biological process: Golgi organization; membrane fusion; autophagosome assembly. NCBI's taxonomy places the organism in Eukaryota, Metazoa, Chordata, Actinopteri, Cypriniformes, Cyprinidae. Gene Ontology annotation, cellular component: cytosol; nucleus. The transcript has 7 exons. The record is from RefSeq and is a predicted model, not a curated record.